Molecule: messenger RNA, 4641 nt
Organism: Scylla paramamosain (green mud crab)
Lineage: Eukaryota; Metazoa; Arthropoda; Malacostraca; Decapoda; Portunidae
Gene: Npc1a
Product: NPC intracellular cholesterol transporter 1-like
Exons: 24
Coding region: 233-4090 (1285 amino acids)
Biological process (GO): cholesterol homeostasis; intestinal cholesterol absorption
Cellular component (GO): plasma membrane
Molecular function (GO): cholesterol binding; lipid carrier activity
Source: RefSeq, a predicted model, not a curated record
CAGACUCGGUAGCGGGAGGACAUACGCCGCGCGCUCUCCCUUUAAGUGCAUUUUUCUCGAGAACCCUUUACCCUUUAGAUCCCGAAAUAAGGGAGAUUAAAGGGAAUACCUCCAUUAACAAGUACAGGGAGUUACAAUCGAAUCUGACCUGUAGUUUUGGAGAUAUUAACGUUUUUGUUUAUAAAUUUUUGGUUUUCGAAAAUUUUGAGUACAUAAUAAUUCAAGUGCUAAAAUGAGGUUGUGGUGGUGGUUGUUGUUGCUCCUCCAGCUGGGGAAGGUGUGGAGUGCAGGUGUGGGGGGUCAGUGUGUGUGGUACUCCCAGUGCGGCACCAACCCUGCGUCGGGUCAACAAGGAAAUUGCCCUUUUAACGGCACUGCCCAGGCCCUUGACCCCAGCAGUGCCAAACUACUCAGUGACACAUGCCCGGAGCUGGUUAAUGAUUUGGAGUCGGACAGCAGCGGCAACCUUCUGACCUGCUGUGAUGGGGGUCAGAUCACAGCUAUGGCAUCGCAGCUUCAGCUCGGCACGGCAUUCCUUGACAGGUGUCCGACUUGUGUUCGAAACUUCCGACUCACUUUUUGUUACAUGACCUGUAGUCCGAACCAGACCGACUUCAUGUCUAUCAACGAGACACAGGAGGCGCCGGAUACCAAUAAGACAAUAAUCACCGUUCUGGACACCCACCUGACGACGCGGUUCGUUGACGCGAUAUACGAAUCCUGCAAAGACGUCUUGAUGCCCUCGUCAAAUUCCAAGGCCAUGUCAGUUAUGUGUGGGUCGUGGGGCACCCUCUACUGCUCCGGCCCACGGUUGUUUGAGUUCAUGGGGUCAAAUCCACUGGCACCGUUCACCGUUAACUACCUGUUCAGUGAAGGGCCUGGUUCUCCCUUCCAUCCGCUUGAUUUGCCGGUCGUUAGCUGUGACCUGCCUGCCUCGAACAACUCCCACGCAUGUAGCUGCCUGGACUGCCCUGCCGCCUGCCCCCGCCCCGCCCCGCUGCCCCCUCCACCCUCCCCCUUCACCCUGUUCGGAGUGGACGGACUUGCUGUUGUGAUGGGGGUCGUUUUCCUCCUUCUUGCCUCGACUUUUCUGACUGUGUACCUCUGCAUGACUCUGAGGACUAGGUCUAUCGGAAUCAGCAGCGGCCCUCACAACAAGGCAUGGGGGGAGGAACCUGGAUGCCUUGAACGUGCUGGUGCCUGGAUGGACAGCUCUCUGGAGACCUUCUUCACCGCCUGGGGCACUGCCUGCGCGCGAUACCCGUGGGUGGUGGUGGUGGUGGGGGUGGUGGUGACCGUGGGGCUGUCCUGCGGUAUCCUGCACCUUCAGGUUACAACAGACCCCGUGCAGCUGUGGGCUUCUCCAAGAUCAAGAUCAAGACUCGAGAAAGAGUUCUUUGAUUCGACUUUUCAGCCUUUCUACCGCACCGAAAUGCUUAUAAUUCGGCCAGUGGGUGUGGAUAAGGUUCCUCACGUGACGCCCAAUGGGGAGGAGCUGUGGGGUCCUGUAUUCAACAAGAGUUUCCUGAAGGAGGUGCUGAAGCUGCAGAAUUAUAUAUCUGAGGAGAUCUCCGCCAGCAUGCCCGGGGGGGAGAAAGUGAACCUCCGGGACAUUUGCUUCACCCCUCUAUCACCGGAAAACAAUAAUUGUACCAUUCAGAGCGUUUUAAACUACUUCCAAAACGACGCGGCUAAUUUGGACUUGAACCACAUCGAUCAGUAUAAUUUGACGGUUAAUUACAUAAACCAUUUGGACAGCUGCUUCAGGAACCCCUUAUCACCAGAAGACGAGGAGCUGUCCCUGCCUUGCCUGGGGUCCUAUGGGGGUCCUGUCUUCCCCUACACAGCCCUGGGGGGGUUCCUAGAGGGCCACCAGGAGCUCGGUGAGGACCCCAAGUACAAAAAUGCUACAGCUCUCGUAAUUUCGUUCAUCGUCAAUAACAACUACGACAAGGACAAGAUCAAGAUGGCCAUGGCGUGGGAGAAGGAAUUCCUGUCGUUUAUGAAGAAUUACACCCACCCCAUGAUGGACAUUGCCUUCACUGCCGAACGAGGCAUACAGGACGAGCUGGAGAGAGAGAGCAAGGGGGACAUCAUCACUAUUUUGAUAUCAUAUUGCGUCAUGUUUGCGUAUAUCUCUCUCGCUCUCGGCGACUUCUCAAACUGCCGUCGUUUGCUCGUUGACUCCAAAGUGACGCUGGGCCUGGCUGGGGUGUUAAUAGUGCUGGUAUCAGUGUCAUCAUCAGUGGGGGUGUACGGCUAUGCGGGGGUGCCAGCUACCCUUAUUAUCAUUGAGGUGAUCCCAUUCUUGGUACUGGCCGUCGGGGUGGACAACAUGUUUAUCCUGGUGCAGACAUACCAGCGGGAGGCGCGGCGACCCACAGAGACCCGUUCGGACCACAUUGGCAGGGUGGUCGGUCAGGUCGCUCCUACUAUUCUGCUGGCGUCGGCUUCUGAGGCUGCCUGCUUCUUCCUUGGCGCCCUGUCAGGUAUGCCCGCGGUUCAUGCCUUCGCACUGUACGCUGGCCUGGCCCUCACCAUCGACUUUGUGCUGCAGCUGACCUGUUUUGUAGCCCUGAUGGCCCUGGACGCACAGAGACAGGAGGAGGGCCGCUGGGACAUCCUGUGCUGCGUGAAAGGAUCUGACAAGGACGCCAACACGAAGGAGGGUCUUCUGCCAGAAUUUAUGGGUAAAAUUUACGCUCCCUUCCUUCUGUCGCAGUGGGUUAGGCCCUUAGUGGUGGUGCUGUUUGGCGGGUGGCUGUGUUGCAGUGUUGCUGUGUUGCCCAAGCUGUCUGUUGGCCUGGAUCAGCAGCUUUCAAUGCCCGAUGACUCGUACUUGCAGAAAUAUUUUGCGUACCUGGGGGAGUACCUGAGUGUGGGGCCCCCUGUCUACUUCGUCCUCCAAGGCAGCGUGGACUUCACCAAUGUGUCGCAGCAGAACAAGGUGUGCGGCACUGUGGACUGUGACACGGACAGCCUGGCCACGCAAAUAUACAUGGCCUCGCUGCUUGCUAAUAGGACCUUCAUAGCCCAGCCUGCCUCGUCCUGGCUUGACGACUACAUGGACUGGUCUGUUUACAAUCUUGACGGCCAGUCCGGGACACCCUGCUGCAGAGUGUAUCCCAACGGUUCCUUCUGCCCUUCCUCGGACUCCUCCUCCUCCUCCUGCGGCAACUGCAAUAUUACCAAGCUGCCGGAUGGACAGCGGCCAGACCCAUCUUCAUUUUUAGAAUACUUAGGUUUCUUCUUGGCUGACAUUCCCUCCAUCACGUGUCCCAAGGGUGGCCACGCAGCGUAUGGCCAGGCACUCAAGCUGACUCAUGGCCCGUAUAACCAGACCACAGGGGUGCAGGCGAGCUACUUCAUGACGUACCACACAAUCCUGAAGACCUCCGAGGAUUAUUACGAGGCACUGAGGUGGGCACGCAAAGUCGCCACCAACAUCACCACCACCAUCAAUGCGGGGGGCAACCAGCAGAAUUAUACCGUGUUUCCCUACAGUGUGUUCUACGUUUUCUAUGAGCAAUAUCUGACCAUGUGGAGCGAUGUUCUGUCCUCCUUGGGCGUGUCACUACUCAUGGUCUUCCUGGUGAGUGUGCUGCUGUCCGGCCUGGAGGUGCUGUCGUCCUUAGUGGUGCUGGCUACCAUUGUGAUGAUCCUGGUCAACCUCGGCGGCCUCAUGUACUGGUGGGGUGUCUCGCUCAAUGCCGUGUCCUUGGUUAACCUUGUCAUGGCGGUGGGCAUCUCGGUGGAAUUCUGCAGUCACAUCACCCACGCCUUCUCCCUGUCGCUGGAGGAGACCAGACUGGAGCGGGCCAGGGAUGCACUCACCAACAUGGGCAGCUCGGUACUGUCAGGCAUCACAUUAACCAAGUUUGGUGGAAUUGUGGUGCUGGCGUUUGCAAAGUCGAAGAUCUUCAAGGUGUUCUACUUCCGAAUGUACCUUGGAAUUGUGCUGUUUGGUGCUGCACACGGCCUCAUUCUGUUACCUGUUCUGCUCAGCUUUAUCGGAUCUCCAACCAACAGAUUGCGUCAACAGAGGAGGGCGGAAGAAUUGAACCAAGAGGAGCCAAGAGGAGCCCCAUAGGUCCUGCUGGCUCUUCUCUCCCUUGGCCCUCCCUCCCUCCCUCCUCCUCCUCCCUGUGACCAAGGUCAAACAGGUGCCUUAAGAUGAAACAGCAAUGGAGUCGUCUAGCAGAGAGUUUUCACGGUUCAAUGAAUUUAGAAAACGAGAUGCCGGAUGAUAACGGACCGGACCCGAACCCCCUGCCCCCCCUGGACCCCCUCCGCCCUCUGGAACCGCAAGUCGUCCACCCCCAGAUCCACCACGCGGGUUACGGUGGCACGGAUAACACGAGCAUGGUGGCGUGAUGUGUGUGUGUGUGUGUGUGUGUGUGUGUGUGUUUGUGUGUGUGUGUGUGUUCUGUUUGAUAUUAUUAUUGUUAUUGUUUUUAUUCUAUCUAUCUUAUCUAUCUGUUUGUGUGUUUAUCUAUUUAUCUUUGUCUCUGUUUGUCUUAGUAGUAGUAGUAGUAGUAGUAGUAGUAGUAGUAGUAGUAGUAGUUCUCUCCCUCUCUCUCUCUCUCUCUCUCUUCCAUAUAACUAUACUACUUAAAGCAAAUUAAAUGAGAGAGAGAGAGA